AUGGAAGUCAAACCCGAGGCUCCCGAGAGUCUUCGCCAGGAUAACAGUCGGAACCUCGCCAUUUUAAUCGUUACCGCUGUCUUUUUCGGUCUCUCGCUGGUGGCCGUGAUUUUGCGAUGCUUUGUUCGCACUCACAUUGUUCGUGUCUGGGGGUGGGACGAUAGGAUCAUGGUUCUGGCGAUGGCUUUAAACACAGUCUUCGCAGUCUGUGGACUUGUGGGCGCCAGAUUCGGCCUGGGGAGACCUCUGAGCUAUUUUUCCCAACACCCGGACAACUUCCACAACGCAAUGCUGUGCUGGUGGUUAGGCCAACUGUUCUACGUGUUGACCUGCGUCGUCGCUAAGAUCUCCAUCAUGAUCGCUCUCCUCCGCAUCACCGUCGAUCGCAUUCAUGCAUACAUCCUCUACGGCGCCAUAACACUUGCCACUGUUGUCGGCCUUAUAUUCUUCUUUUUCACCACGUUCCAAUGCUCCCCCGUCAACUUCUUCUGGAAUCAGCGCCGGGCAGGGGCGCAUGGCUCGUGCCUCGAUCAGGAUCUCCUCACUGGCAUCGCAUACAUGUAUAGUGUCGGCGCAGCUCUUACGGAUUUGACGAUUGGAUUGCUUCCAGUGGCAUUGAUCUGGAACUUGCGGAUGAACCGCCGCACUAAGGCUGCGAUCGUCGGCAUCUUGGGUAUCGGUUGCGUUGCGAGUGCCGCAGUCAUUAUUCGCAUUCCAUUCAUCCAUCACUAUAAUGACGAGGAAUUUUUAUUCAACACCUACCAAAUCGCUAUCUGGUCCAAUGUCGAAGCAGGCAUCGGAAUAACAGCUGGUUGCCUGACCACUCUCCGACCCCUUUACCGCUACCUCCGCCACGGCUCCUCUGGGGAACCCAGCCCUACACAAGGUUCUUAUAAUCUCUCAAAUCAUCCUGCUGCCUUCCGUCGCUCAAAGCCAAUAUCAGUGGAUGACGCGAGCCAGCUUUGGACGGGCAGACGCAGCUCGGACAAUCACGGCACGACCACGACGAUCAUGGGUGCUCAACAGAAGUCCGGCAGUUCCAGUGAAGAUCUUAAUCCAAAUACUGAACUCAGUUCUAAUGCCCCUACUAGAUGGAAGGUGGAGAGGUCUUUUCGCGUGUCCGUGCGCGAUGAAUGA
Messenger RNA from Penicillium bovifimosum, 1137 nucleotides. Its product is annotated as putative integral membrane protein. NCBI's taxonomy places the organism in Eukaryota, Fungi, Ascomycota, Eurotiomycetes, Eurotiales, Aspergillaceae. The record is from RefSeq and is a predicted model, not a curated record. Bases 1 to 1137 code for a protein of 378 amino acids. The transcript has 5 exons.